Molecule: messenger RNA, 1043 nt
Organism: Brassica napus (rape)
Lineage: Eukaryota; Viridiplantae; Streptophyta; Magnoliopsida; Brassicales; Brassicaceae
Product: gamma carbonic anhydrase 3, mitochondrial
Exons: 4
Coding region: 92-874 (260 amino acids)
Source: RefSeq, a predicted model, not a curated record
UGGGAAUCGGAGUUACUGGUUUCUUCUCUUGCCACGUAGUAACUCCUCCUCCCCCACCCUCAAAUUGGGAGAUUUCAAUUAAUCAUCGAAGAUGGCAAGCAUGGGGAGAGCACUGUACAGCGUAGGAUUCUGGAUCCGGGAAACAGGUCAAGCACUUGAUCGGCUCGGUUGUCGCCUCCAAGGCAAAAAUCACUUCCGAGAACAGCUUUCUAGGCACCGCACCCUUAUGAAUGUUUUUGACAAAGCCCCUAUUGUUGAUAAGGAGGCUUUGGUCGCUCCUAGCGCUUCUAUCAUUGGCAAUGUCCAUCUCGGACCAGGCUCUUCCAUUUGGUAUGGAUGUGUCUUAAGAGGGGAUGCUAACACCAUCACCGUCGGAGCUGGGACCAAUAUCCAAGAUAACUCCCUUGUCCACGUUGCCAAGUCCAACUUAAACGGCAAGGUCUUGCCUACUCUCAUUGGCGACAAUGUCACCAUUGGUAAUAGUGCUGUCUUACAUGGCUGCACUCUCGAAGACGAGUCUUACAUUGGUGCUAGUGCAACCGUCUUGGAUGGAGCUCAUGUUGAAAAGCAUGCCAUCGUUGAGUCUGGAUCUCUUGUCAGGCAGAACACUAGGAUUCCCUCCGGCGAGGUUUGGGGAGGGAAUCCAGCUAGAUUUCUGAGGAAGGUGACCGAAGAAGAAAGGGCCUUCUUCUCCACUUCCGCUAUGGAUUACUCCAACUUAGCUCAAGUUCAUGCCGCACAAAACACAAAGAACUUGGACGAGACUGAUUUCAAGAAGCUCCUUUACAAGAAGAACGCACGGGAUGCAGAAUAUGACUCACUACUCAAUGAUGAUCUCACUCUCUCUGAGAAUCAUCUACCAAAAGCACCUUGAGACUCUUAACUUGCGUCGCCUUGAGGCUCUUUGAUUCCCGUUGGAUUUGAAAAAGAAAAGAAAACCAGAAAAUUCAUUUCCUGCUUCUCUCCAAUAAUGUUUUCUUGCAACUUAAAAGAGCCUUUUCUUCUGAUUAUUUUUCUCUCUAAUAAAUUGUUUGGAUCAGACA